Molecule: messenger RNA, 2390 nt
Organism: Quercus robur (English oak)
Lineage: Eukaryota; Viridiplantae; Streptophyta; Magnoliopsida; Fagales; Fagaceae
Exons: 2
Coding region: 229-2127 (632 amino acids)
Source: RefSeq, a predicted model, not a curated record
UUUUGUCAAAUCAGUCUCCCUCACUUCCAACUUACGAGUCCUACCUAGUAAAAACUAGUUGCAUGUCCAUUAUUCGGAUCUGACUUGCUUUUGAGCUCUGUCACUCUCUCUAUGCAUCCACAUCUCUGUGUCCGAAUCUUUGCCAGAGAACUUCACUCAAAACCACAAACCUGGUGUAUGAAGAACUAGGAGUUGCAAAUUUUAGUUAGAUCCGAUUAUAGGGACAGUAUGGAUUUGCAUUUGAAGGACUUGUUUGAUAGAUUCCAGGAGCAAUUUGGGUCUGGUCCUGGGCUUGGUCCUGGAUCCGGGACAUGUCUUAUGAAGGUAGAGGGUGUUGCUCCUAAUUUUAUUAAGUCGAUUUUUAAAGCUUCAGCAGCACUAUAUAGGACUGAUCCAUGGAGAAGGUUGCGACCAGGGCAUUUUUUUGGUAUCCGGGUUGGCAAAGAUUUGGAUUGGUCUGCCAAGAAACAGCUUUUCCCAUGUGUUCAAUUCAUUGGAGGUGAUGGGGGGGAUAUAGGGUUCAACAUGUUUCGAUCUGAAAAUGAUGCUAAGAAGAUGACAGGCUCAAGAGAGACUAUCCGGGUUCCAAAUGUUGAGCUUUUAAGAGUCACGUAUGAACGUGAGUCAUUGAUGUUUCCUUCAAAUAGGAAGAUGAUCAAGUCUUUGUCACUAGAAGCAUCAGGGACUGAUCGUUUUCCUGUUAUUGAUGUUGCUCGUUGCACAUCAUCAGGGGAUAUGCAGUUUAGGGACCCGAGUCUUGAAGAGCUUAGGUUUGUAUAUGCAUUCAUGAGAGCCAUCUCUCUGGUGCACCCGUUGCUUCAGGUUGAUAGAGAAGGUGGUCCAAAGUGGUCUAAGUUGAUGCACUUUGAACCAUUUAUUGAGACAGUUGAUGUUCAGUGGCCUCCAGAAUUUUCAAAGGGUUAUGACCUUGUUGCAGUUACAGUCUCACACCCACCUGGUCAGGUGUAUGAAGAAAAGGCUACUUCAACAGCUAGCUCUACCCCCACCAAAUAUGCAGAACCACCAAAGGAGGACGCUUUUGAUGAUGUGAAAGUAUGCUCAAAUGCUGGCUCGAGACAGUGUGCAAUGUGCGAUAAGGAAGUUCAUGGAGAACAGUCUCUUUGCUGUGGCCAGUGUCGUGCAAUGGUUUACUGCAGUCCUAUAUGCCAGAAGCAGCACUGGAAGGAAACUCAUAAAAGCAUGUGUGGUCUCUACAAGGUUAUGAUGGAAAAAGAAGAAGAGCUGGCAAUGAAAAUUUUCAUGUUCCCCUGUGCUGCUGACCAGCCUUGUAAAUGGCUUGAAUCAUUAGAUAUCCAUCAGAAAGGCAUGUGGAGAAGAAGGUGUAGUUGCUAUUCUCACUGCCCUUUUGGUCUCCUUCCUGUUAAAGGUGGGCUGUGGGAUUCGUGGGGUGGGCUUGAUGAUGAAGAUUACCCUCGUGAUUCUCCUUUUCACAAUCAUUUGAGAGAUGGCAUCUCAAGCCCGAUCCUUCUUUCUGGUUGGUUAGAGUACUAUAACCUUAGGUCACUGCCUUUGUCAAGCCCAGUCGCUGACAUUCUCUCUCACCCGUUGACAGUUUAUCACAUUUUAACAGCUCUGAGUAUCAGCUCAAAAAACCUUCUACUCAAGGGGAAGGAGGUAAUUCUUCACUACCUUGGGCCUGAGGGAGAGUUGGACUGGAUGCCAGCAUUUGCAGAGGUUGGUCAUUUACUCAAUGGAUUGGGCAACAUUCAAAUAGUAAUGGUGGGACCUGAAGUUCCAACAAAUUUGUCUGGGACAACUUCUGGAAUAGGUAGCAGAGUGAGGGUGAACCUUGUGAGGGGUGUUUAUCAGGAGGAAGCCACCUAUCUGCCUACUCCCCAUGUUGUUGUUGCGCUAAACUGUGGAUUGGAUAGUUAUGUGAGUUGGGUUGGAGCUCUUGAUUUAAUCAAAUCCAGGGGCACUCCUGCCUUCUUCACAGAUCAAAAUGAAAUUUCAUGUACAAAUGCCAAAAAGGUUCUUCGCAGUGCUGGACUGCAUAUCACACUUCCUGUGACACCAAAUCCCUUCCGCUCUCCUGUGAAAAAUCAAGGGACUUCUUGCAAUCUUCCUUCAUAUAGCAAUGGUUUUGUGCUUGGGGUGAAUACAUGAGCUGGGAGUUAUCAAAGGCCUUAGCAUAUUUCUGGUGUCGUGUUUAAUCCCUAAGGUGAUGGCAAUGAUUUGCGAGAUUGGGACUAGGUGGAAGGUAAUAAUUGGGAGUUAUAUUUUUAUACUUUUUUUUCCUCCCACAAUUGAGUUCUAGAUACAAUUUCUGCAGACAUGAGCUAUUUGUCAAUGCUUUCCUUGUGAAAAUUCUGUAUAACAUUGUAUCUUCAUUAUUUGUUGUCAAUCUAUUGUGAGCAGUUCAUAAGUCA